Messenger RNA from Anopheles maculipalpis, 966 nucleotides. RefSeq names its product transcription initiation factor TFIID subunit 8-like. Gene Ontology annotation, cellular component: transcription factor TFIID complex. The transcript has 3 exons. Gene Ontology annotation, biological process: transcription initiation at RNA polymerase II promoter. Gene Ontology annotation, molecular function: protein heterodimerization activity. Bases 1 to 966 code for a protein of 321 amino acids. The record is from RefSeq and is a predicted model, not a curated record. NCBI's taxonomy places the organism in Eukaryota, Metazoa, Arthropoda, Insecta, Diptera, Culicidae.
AUGGCUGAGCUGAACGCUACAUUAAUGGCACGUAGACGCUAUCUAACGAUGGCCAUAUCGUCCCAGCUAGAGGAAGCGGGCUUUGCCACAGCGGAACGGGAUGCACUGGAAACGCUCACCGAAAUGAUGCAGAGCUUUCUCGUAGAGUUGGGCCAAUCGGCAAGAAAUUACUGUGAACUAGCAGGCCGCACACAGCCCGUCAUAGGAGAUGUGAUAGUGUCACUGAUCAAUAUGGGCAUAUCGGUACGGGGGUUGGAAACGUUUGCAAAGCGGGAAAGUCGUCAUACGCUGCCCCAACCACAGCAAGCACAGGCCCAAAAGCAGCAAUCAAUACUGCAGGCGGGACAGAAAAUACCGCACCCAUCGUACAUUCCGAACCAUUUGCCACAGUUUCCCGAUCCGCAUGCAUACAUCCGGACGCCGACCCACAAACAACCGGUAACGGAGUAUGAAGUGAUCCGCGAGAAGGCAGCCCAGCAACAGCGAGACGUAGAACGAGCGUUAACGAAAUUCCUCGCCAAAACGAGUGAAAUUGACACACUGUUCGAGAACGAAGAAAAUCCAAUGUUCCCGCUGAUUGCCUGCAAACCAUCCUUUCCACCGUAUCUUCAAGCACUCAACCCAAGCGAUCAGAUAUUUGAUUUCGAGGAGCUCGAAUACUACUAUCUCGUAGCGAACCGGAAGGAAGACCCGACGGAAACGAAGGAAGAAGCGGACGCGGACGAUGAUGACGACGAGGAUGGGGAAAGUCCUAAAAAGGAGGAGAAAAGAUCACAACAGGAAGCCAAACAGCAGGUAGAGGUAGAGGAUGCUUCUUCUCCAUCCGCCGGGAAGGGUGAUUCGACGCCGGGUGGGGUUAGCAAUUCCGGACAAUCAUCCUCCAGCGCUAAUGUACCGGCUCCGAUCGAUAAUCCGUACCUGCGUGCGGCAACAAUACCUCGCAAGGUGAAGCACGAUUUGCGCUAA